UUUCCCUGUUUUUUUUUAUUUCAUAAUUUUUGGUUUUAGUUAUUAUAGUAUAUUAUUAUAUAUUUAGUAUUUACCAAUUUUUUCAAAUUAAUGGUAAUUAAUAAUCCUUGGGUUCACUUGUAAACGAUCACGGAAUUUCGGGUUUAAUUAAAUUAUUGUUAAUAACCACACUAUGUUAUACCGUCAGUGGUAUCACUAAAUAUACCAUAUUUCCGUCCACUAGCACAAACUUCUGCAGCGGUGACAGCGAUGAAGACGUUACCGUGGUAACCAAAAUCUGAACGAUUGGACCACGAGAGCGGCGACGGCGCUGGUGGCGGCGUACACUAUUUGGUACAAGUCCCCAGUACCGAACGAAUACACCGGCUCGAAACAACCGCCUGCCGAAGUUAAAGUUUAUUCCACCGUGUAAAGUGCGUUCAGUAAUACAACGUAAUUUUCAAACGUAGGUCUAUCCGCGUAAAAAGGACGUUGUGUCAAAAACAGAAUGUGCAUAUUUUUAGGUAAUUUAUGUUUUUAAUUUGUCAAACUAUUUUGGACUAAGAGAAAAAAAAAAGAAAGAAAAUAAUGUCCGCAUUCGCCAACGACACGACCGUUACCGUUGUGGAAGAGGUUGACGGCCGAUUAUGUGUACUCGCCCACAGACAAUACUCACCCCUUCGAAAUCAUUAACGCCGAAACGAUUCAGAACAUGUGGUAAGUAGGAGGCGGGACAACUACAACGCCAUGCCAAUGGAGACGAAACGACGGAUAAAACCUUCCUGCGCCGGGAUCCUUUACUAUUGUUCACGAUCUAACGAUGCGUGACGACCAAGGUCACAGUUGACAUGGAUGGUGAGAACAGGAUCAUACUAAACGUCGGUGGUAUCCGUUACGAGACCUACAAAGCCACACUGAAGAAAAUACCAGCUACGAGGCUUAGCAGACUCACCGAAGCUUUAGCCAAUUACGAUCCUGUGCUCAACGAGUAUUUUUUUGAUAGGCAUCCAGGCGUGUUUGCCCAAGUACUCAAUUACUAUAGGACGGGCAAACUACAUUACCCGACAAACGUUUGUGGACCGCUUUUCGAGGACGAGCUGGAGUUUUGGGGACUGGACUCGAAUCAGGUAGAGCCCUGUUGCUGGUCCACUUACAGCAUUCACAGAGACACACAGGCGACCCUCGCCAUUCUCGACAAGCUGGAUAUCGACUCCGAGAAACCAAACGAGGAGGAAGUUGCCAGAAUGUUUGGUUACGAGGAAGAAUACUUGGCUGGAACACUGAACCUUUGGCAGAGGACCAAGCCAAAACUAUGGGCGCUCUUCAACGAACCGCAUUCGUCGUUAUCGGCCAAGGUAAGUGUGGUGGUCGCUGUCAUAUCGGUGUUUUUUAUAUGUGUGUCCGUACUGUCGUUUGCACUGAAAACUCAUCCUGACUUACGAGUGGCCACAUUGAGGAACGUGACCGUGCCCAAGGAUCGGCCACCCGCCCCGGGCGAGGACCCUCCAAUGGAAUGGGUACUCAGCAAGGAUCGGACCGAUCCUCAUGAGGCUUUUUUCUACGUAGAGCUUGUUUGUAACGUUUGGUUCACAUUCGAACUCCUAGCUAGAUCUAUCGUAACCCCUAACCUCGUGCACUUUGCCAAGUCUCCUGUUAACAUCAUCGACUUUGUGGCUACGCUCAGCUUCUACACGGACACCAUGCUGCAGAGCACUCUGGCCCACCGUUUCGACAACACCGAAAUUCUAGAAUUUUUUUCGAUCAUUCGCAUACUGAGGUUGUUCAAGCUUACCAGACACUCGCCCGGGCUGAAAAUACUCAUACACACAUUCAAGGCGUCCGCAAAGGAGCUCACACUGCUCGUGUUCUUCUUGGUGUUGGGAAUCGUCGUUUUCGCAAGCUUGGUGUACUACGCCGAACGAUUGCAGGCCAAUCCGCAGAACGACUUCAAGAGCAUACCGGAAGGAUUGUGGUGGGCGAUCGUUACCAUGACCACGGUCGGAUACGGCGACAUGGCCCCCAAGACGUACAUGGGCAUGUUUGUCGGUGCUCUGUGUGCGUUGGCCGGCGUGCUGACCAUCGCACUCCCCGUUCCUGUCAUCGUGUCGAACUUCUCCAUGUUUUACUCACAUACACAGGCCCGUUCAAAGUUACCAAAAAAAAGGAGAAGAGUGCUUCCUGUGGAGCAGCCUCGACCAAAACGUUGUGACGCCGUCUGUGCGGGUGUCAUGGGUGCUGCUGGGCUGAUAGGAAAUCGUAGAAUGGUAACCGCUCCUACCCCCGGAGCGAUACUCAAAGAUACUUUCGUAACUCCAAAAUUAGGCAACAUUAACGGGAUGAACGUGCUGAGCCUCGCGUUCCAAGCACCACAAAUACCUGGCAUGUCUGCACCGUCUUUUUUGCCGUACAAUUCACCCCCGAGACACUCGCAGGGACCGCAAGACUCAUUUCCCGGAGGCGUACUUAACGGCCGUGGAGGAAUUGUGGCCCCGGCACCACUCCAACCCAGGGCGGCGACGAUUGAAUCCGUGUUCCUUCCGUUACAGCCAAGUCUGUUGGUGUCCUUGGGAGAGGACUCCAGGCCUCAGGACAUUGUAAUGCAGAGGACGUCUUCGUUGCCAAACUCAUCCGGAAACGAUUCGGUCAACCCGUCGUCCUCAUGAACAUUUUGCUCACGUUAGAUUGUUUUUUAUUUUUAGAUUCGUUUGCAAUGUUUGCAUUGGCCCAACGCCAUCUAGUGUCGGAAUGACGGCGGUGAUCGGCACCGGAAAACCGAAUUCGUUCGCAACACAGAUAGCGGAUACUCAUUGACUAACGCUAUAAUGUUAUUAUUACACUUCUGUUCCAAACAGGCUAAAUAUUUUUCGUACAUCUAACUUAAUUCUAAAAAUAAUAUUUAUAUUGAAUGAACAGGCGAAGCCCGAGGUAAAUAUAGUCCAUCGUUACUUUUAGAUGCAUCGAAGUGUGUCAAUCCAACUUUCGAUGGUCGUAGAAUGUGCGAAGUAUUUUUUUGUGUACGGUAACAAAUAGGUAGACCUAAUCAUAUUUUCUGAAUGACCACCACGGGACAAAAAUUAAUUAUGCAUGACGCAUGUUAAUCAUGAUUCUAAGUCUUUGAAAUUAAAUAAAAACAAUACACGUGUGUAAUUUAAUUUUAGUUCAUAAAUCAAUCGCACGUGCCAAAUAUUAUUUAAAAAACGUAUUGUACAAAUAUUUUUCUUCCUGUUAUAUUUUACGAAAAACCCAUCACCGUGGUCCACUUUAUGAAAUUUGUUCAAUCUAUAAUAUAAUUUAUUAAUAACAUUAUAAUAAUAUAAUAUAUUGUACGUUACCACGCUUAAAUAUUGUAUAACAAUGUCCAACACUACGUUCAUUUAUCCCUUUUAUAAAUAUUAUGUGUUUAAUACAUUUUCAUUAUUCUGUGAUAUUUUGUUAUAUACAUAUUAUUAUGUGUCUUUUUUUUUUAAUUUUUAUUUUGAUAAUAAUUUAGUCUUAACUAUAUAAUAUUAUAAAAAAAUAAAUGAAAAUUGUGUAUUUUCGAUGUCAAAGUAAAUCUGUUUGGAACCCACUAAUACCGAAUGACUGAUAAUUAUAUUAUAUAUUAUAUAUAUUAUACAUAUUGAGUCUUGCAAGAGAUAAAAGAGUAUACGGGGUCAUAGAUGAAUAGGAAAUUUACGAAUAUAUUAAAAUAUUACCGUAAUAAUAAUUUAUGUUGUCAAUAUGCAUUUGUAAAUUCGUUGCACUGUUGUUUUUAAUUUAAAAUAAAAUAUAUACCAAUCGCGAUCUUCAAUAAUAAUUAUGUAAUUAUUGUGAUUAUAUUUGGUUUUUUAUUUUAGUUUUUUCCGAAUAUUUUUACACUGAAACAAAAUAUACUGUUUGGAUAUCAAUCAAUUACUGCUUAAGGCAACAAAAAAAAGGAAGACUUAUUUUAUUACAAAUAGUCUUAUGUGUUCUAUUAUUUUCUCUCUUUAUAAUGUAUACUCUCGUUUAGAUAGAAUACCUAUACUUAGGUUUAAUUAACUAGUGUUGAAUUCGAUUUGUUGUUUCUUAAUUUGAAUAUUAUAUAAAUGUAAAUAAAAUUUCAUAAUACAUAAUGAUUUUUGGUUUUAUACAAAUUUAAAUAGAAGAACAGUCACAUAUUACAUCGAGUGUAAAAUAAUUUAUUUAAGUGUCAGUCACUCUGAUAAUAUAGUAUGUUGCUAAUGUCGACGAUGCUUUAUAAAUUAUAAAGAUUACACUAACUAUGUAAAAAUAUCUAAAUAUAUUUUUGUACAUCAACAAAUGAAAGACUUGUAAGUUGUAAGUAAUACUAUUUUCUGAACAACGGUGCUUCUCU
Metopolophium dirhodum (rose-grain aphid) is the source of this 4315-nucleotide messenger RNA. Its product is annotated as potassium voltage-gated channel protein Shaw-like. The transcript has 13 exons. Lineage: Eukaryota; Metazoa; Arthropoda; Insecta; Hemiptera; Aphididae. Gene Ontology annotation, molecular function: delayed rectifier potassium channel activity; protein binding. The coding region runs from base 828 to 2642 and encodes 604 amino acids. Gene Ontology annotation, biological process: protein homooligomerization; potassium ion transmembrane transport. Gene Ontology annotation, cellular component: axon; dendrite membrane; voltage-gated potassium channel complex. The record is from RefSeq and is a predicted model, not a curated record.